AUGAAAGAUUCGACAUGGGAUGAAUCGACCUCUGAAUGGCUACACAACAUUGUCAGCAAGCCACUGAACGGCCCCGGGGAAACUCUCAGAAUACGUAGCGAUUUCUAUAUCCUCGCCUCUGGCGUCCUUUCACGACCAAAGGUUCCUAAUUCCCCUGGCCUACUUGAAUUUGGCGGCCAUAUCUUUCACACAGCCCGAUGGGAUUAUAACUACACCGGCGGCUCGCCUGAAGAUCCCAGACUAUCCAAUUUGAAAGACAAAAAUGUAGCCUUUCUUGGCACCGGAGCCACUGGUAUUCAGGUGGUUCCGGAGCUUGCAAAAUGGGUCAAGAAGCUAUAUGUGAUCCAAAGAACCCCUGCAGUGGUGGCUGAGCGUGGACAGACCCCGAUAGACCCCAAGCAGUGGUGCAGGGAUACUCGUGAGAAAGGAUGGUAG
Fusarium odoratissimum NRRL 54006 is the source of this 435-nucleotide messenger RNA. RefSeq names its product cyclohexanone monooxygenase. The transcript has a single exon. Lineage: Eukaryota; Fungi; Ascomycota; Sordariomycetes; Hypocreales; Nectriaceae. Bases 1 to 435 code for a protein of 144 amino acids. The record is from RefSeq and is a predicted model, not a curated record.